Messenger RNA from Trichophyton benhamiae CBS 112371, 519 nucleotides. RefSeq lists its product as uncharacterized. The transcript is spliced from 4 exons. Bases 1 to 519 code for a protein of 172 amino acids. The record is from RefSeq and is a predicted model, not a curated record. Lineage: Eukaryota; Fungi; Ascomycota; Eurotiomycetes; Onygenales; Arthrodermataceae.
AUGAUAGUAGGAGAUGGAAAGGAAACAAAGAGAUAUGGAAAAUGGAAAUGGAAAUGGAAAAUGAAUUUCAGAUCUGGUCCGGUCCAGAGGGGGUUUUAUCCUAUGCUUAUUCCAGCUCUUGAAAGCGAACAAAACGAAGGAACUGGCACCGACAACGAGGAACAGAAGAGAAAAAAGAAGAAAGAAAAAAAAAAGCAGGAGAAGAUGGAAGGAAGAGAAUAUGGUGGUAUCGACCGAGGGAAAGACAUGUCAUUUAUGUAUAGACAUGAACAGGAAAAGGGAAAAGAAGAGAAAAAGAGAAGGAGAGAAAAGAAUAAGGAGAUCGUGAUGGUUUGUUUGGAUCGUAUAAUGCGAUUGCGGGUGGCCGGAGACAAGAUAGCGGAGGAGGGAGAAUUAGAUAUUAUCGAGCAAGCAAGCAUUGGACGGACGGGACGGAGAACGAAGAGCAGGUCUGGUGGCCAUGACUGGAGGAACGGAUUAAAGCCAAGUCGAGUGGCAGGGUGGAAUGUUCAAAUAUAA